AUGGUUGGAGGUUCCUCCUCUACAGACGCCAAACACUUUCCCAAUGGCAAGUCUCCUGGGAGGAAAGCCGGCCGUCCGAAGCCGUUGAAGCGUCGGAGCCUGCAUGGUAGCGGUGACUCAACUCCACGCAUCCAGAGUCCGACCGACACCAAACCCAAAGAGAAGGAGAUGGCGGCCAGUUUCUUGCAAUACUGCGCCAUGUGCGAGAAACAAAUCAUGACCCCGUGCAACUCGAUCCUCUACUGCAGCGAAGCAUGCCGGCGCAAGGACUCCGCCAAACCUCUGUCGGCAUCCUCAAUCGCCUCGCCUCCACAAGCAGCCUCUACACCCUUGACGCCACAUCAUACAACCAUCGCCCUGCGCACGUCCAGCGCGUCUCCUCCUCCUGUCCACGCAACGCCUGCUCUUCGGAUACCUGCCGACAUCCACGACGCCAAGUCAGAUCUUGACCCAACCGAAUGGAAGCCCAAGUUACAACGUCGCACCAACUCCGAGGCGUUUCAGUAUCUGUCACGGUUCAACCUGACCAUGAACGGAUCAGGGUCGGUAUUUACUUCUGAGACCGAAUCUCAUCAUACUGUCCAACCACGGAAGCCGGAGCGACCGGCCAAUGUGCGGCACAAAAGCACCGCGAGCAUGAGCAUGAGCACGAGCGGGAUGACCACCCCGAGUCUGGGCAACACGCCGACCACCACCGCGUCCAGUUUCGACAGUUUCUACUACGACUUCAACUUGCGGCCUCUCCCGCCCCGCCAGAACCCGCUGUACUCGACCAACGCGGGCACCUACAAGGGCAUCGACUUGGUCACGCCUCACAUCCCGCCUCCUGUUGUCAACGUGGAUGGGUAUGUUGCGGAUGUCACGCACGACCUUGACUUUUGGGGCAAGAAGCUUGUCGUGCCGGGCUCCACUCCACAGGGUAAUGGGCUUGGAGCGCUCUUUGGGAAGGACCAAUGA
Molecule: messenger RNA, 957 nt
Organism: Capronia coronata CBS 617.96
Lineage: Eukaryota; Fungi; Ascomycota; Eurotiomycetes; Chaetothyriales; Herpotrichiellaceae
Exons: 3
Coding region: 1-957 (318 amino acids)
Source: RefSeq, a predicted model, not a curated record